Molecule: messenger RNA, 1897 nt
Organism: Ornithodoros turicata
Lineage: Eukaryota; Metazoa; Arthropoda; Arachnida; Ixodida; Argasidae
Product: glycine receptor subunit alpha-4-like
Exons: 9
Coding region: 169-1788 (539 amino acids)
Biological process (GO): chemical synaptic transmission; regulation of membrane potential; signal transduction
Cellular component (GO): plasma membrane; synapse; neuron projection
Molecular function (GO): transmitter-gated monoatomic ion channel activity involved in regulation of postsynaptic membrane potential; excitatory extracellular ligand-gated monoatomic ion channel activity; transmembrane signaling receptor activity
Source: RefSeq, a predicted model, not a curated record
CCCCACUUUUCAAGAAAGGAAGACAACGAAGAUAACUUAUUUCCUUCGAACCGCAAUACGAACAUCACGUACUAUUCUGAUUCUUCAUCCAGUGCAGAAGUCUUCGUGUCAAGUCUGCGCGUUCUUCUGCAAGUCAUUGUGGCCUCCUACGUGGCAAAGCUUGACGUUAUGGCCUGUAGCAACAGACUUCUUGGAACCAUUCCCGAGUUACUACUUGUCGUCGGGGCAUUUGCCGCACACCCCGCACCCUCAUUCAACGUAUCGCUGCUGAACGAACUAUUCCCGCAGGAGUACUCCACGGAAACAGCACCCGUCUAUGCUAGUCAUCCAGUCGAAGUAUACGUCAGCUUGGUGAUCCUCGACGUCGGCAGCAUCAACGAAGCAGAAAUGAGUUUUGAGCUGCACGGCUACCUCUAUGAACGCUGGCAGGACAAGCGGCUGCGAAUCUCCCGGGGUCUAGGUCCUCACGGCGUUGUGUUACCGUCCAAGAUACGAUCCCAGCUAUGGCAUCCGACGCUUACUUUCGAUAACGCGCUGCAGACAGACAUACUUGGCAAGGACUCUAGCGCAACUCUUCUUCUCAAUCAUCAAUACCUCCUGCGGCUGACCAAGUACAACCUGAAGAUUCGUUGCAAUAUCGACCUAAGCAUCUUUCCCUUUGACACCCAACGCUGUGCCUUCUAUAUUAAAAGCAUGACUGAGAGCGACGCCACCGUGCGCCUGUUCUGGACGGACGCUGCCUGGGACGAGUGGAUCCGAGCACAUCCGAGCAUCAUCAUGCUGCGGGACCCAAUUGAUCGUCGCUUUCAAGUGGAGCUACCCAUGCCAGGAUCCUUCAACAAGACCUCAUAUGGAGGCAACUUCACCGUGCUGUACGCUCCGUUCGUGUUCAGACGACUGAUCACGUCCCGCGUUCUCAAGACCUACUUGCCGAGCAGUUUAGUGGUCAUGCUCACUUGGACCUCUUUCUGGAUCGACCUCUCGGCCUUUCCAGCCCGCAUGACCCUGGGUAUCACCUCCGUGCUUACAGUGACCACGCAAAUUGGAAAGUCCGAAGACUCUACAACAUUGAAUGCCCUCGACGUAUGGCUCUUUGCCUGCGAACUCCUUGUGUGUCUCGCGGCACUGGAAGUGGUCACAGCAUAUACCAUCGCCCGGUUGAAGAUACAGAAGCUUCAGCAAGAACAACUUCGACGUGCAGCCAGGCGCGCGGGCUACCGUGAUCGCUUGCCGCAGGUUAUGCAGGUGCCCAUGUCCAUGUUUAUGUAUGGCAUGUUUCCUGACGCUGAAGAGUAUUCUGCCGUACGGAAGAAGCCGAACAGUGCUGAAGAGGUGGACAAGGCUCGUGAAGAUAAAAGACGUUGUAAUAAAAAGCGGAGAGCCCACAGUAAGCAGCAUGGCAGACGUGCCCCGGCUAAAGGGCUCGAGGAACCUACGGAAGAAUCUGCGGGAGAACCUGCUGCUGGAUCGGCGAACGAACCCGUCGAUGCGUCCCUAAAAGUGGGCGCUGGAGCUGGUAGUACAGCAGUUGAAGAUGAAGUCUUGGAUUGGCCUCGGUGGGAUUACAAGGGUCUGGUGAAGUCCGAUCGCUGGCAAUCCAUAAAUGAACUACUGGGCCACCUGAAGAUGACCCAAAAGAUGAAAGACCCCCGGACGACAGUAGACAUCGUGAGCAGAGUGCUCUUUCCGUGUGUGUUCAUCGCCUUCGCUGUCUGGUACUGGGCCAUUCUGCUCUAUUUCACCAUCAACGACACCAACAAGGACCUGAAAUCGUUUUUCGAGAAAUAACCCUUUGUGCUAUAUAUGUAGUUUGUACGGUAGCAUUAGGCGUCUGAAAGACAACAUAUAGAAAGUAAGCUGAAUGUUAUAAUAAUCCAAUUAAAAAUGAUCCGAUUGA